This is a messenger RNA of Thermothelomyces thermophilus ATCC 42464, 1351 nucleotides long. RefSeq lists its product as uncharacterized. Lineage: Eukaryota; Fungi; Ascomycota; Sordariomycetes; Sordariales; Chaetomiaceae. Bases 50 to 1321 code for a protein of 423 amino acids. The record is from RefSeq and is a predicted model, not a curated record. The transcript is spliced from 3 exons.
AACCACCCCAACCCCCCCCCCCCUCUUUCUUUUCCACAAUUUCCGCACCAUGGCCGGACGGGUGCGCCAGCCCAUCGAUACUCGGGCUCUGGAAAAAUGGAUCUCCCAGAACGUGCCCCUGAUCGAGGUGCCAUUGGACGUCAAGCAGUUUGGAUUUGGCCAGUCCAACCCUACCUACCAGUUGACCGCCGCCGACGGCACCCGCUACGUCCUCCGCAAGAAGCCGCCAGGACCCCUCGUGUCCAAGACGGCCCACAAGGUCGAGCGCGAGUACCGCAUCAUUCACGCUCUCGAGAAGACGGACGUUCCCGUGCCCAAGGCCUACUGCCUGUGUGAGGACGAGUCCGUCAUUGGAACGCCCUUCUACAUCAUGGAGUUCCUCGACGGGCGCAUCUUCGAGGACCCCGUCAUCCCGAGCGUCUUGCCCGACCACCGCCGCGCCAUCUGGGCCGACGCCGUGCGCACCCUCGCCAAGCUGCACCGCAUCGACCCCCGCUCCGUCGGGCUCGAGAACUUCGGCAAGCCCACGGGCUUCUACACCCGCCAGGUCAACACCUGGCGCGCCGUGUGCGACGCCCAGGCCGCCGUCCGCGACGUCGAGACCCGCGAGGCCGUCGGCCAACUCCCCCACUUUUCCGAGCUCAUGGAAUUCUUCGCCGACGAGCGCCAGCAGCCCGCCGACCGCGGCACCCUCAUCCACGGCGACUUCAAGAUUGACAAUCUUGUCUUUCACAAGACCGAGCCCCGCGUGAUCGGCAUUCUCGACUGGGAAAUGUCGACAAUAGGCCAUCCCCUCUCCGACAUUUCCAACCUCCUCACCCCCUACUUCACCGCGCGCCUCGACCCCCGCCGCUCCGUCAACGUCCACCCGGGCUUCCUCCCGCGCGCCACCCGCGGCCUGCCCACCCCGGACGAGAUCACGACCCUCUACUUCAGCGUUGUCUCCUCUCCUUCUCCUUCUUCUUCCUCCUCCUCCUCUUCCUCCUCCUCCUCGACGGGAGAAGCAGGCGACUCCUCACUCGAGCUGACCCUCGCCACCGCCACCGCCACCCAAGGCCUGAGGGACAGGCGCCGCGAGCUGCAGUGGGCGCAGGCCUUCAACAUCUUCCGGCUGGCCGCCAUCUGCCAGGGCAUCGCGGCCCGGCAGGCCGGGCGGCAGGCGAGCAGCGAGCAGGCCAGGCGGUACGGCGACGCGAGGAACCCGCUGGCCGAAUUCGCAUGGGAGCUGGUGCAGAGCGCAAAGGCCGCUUCCGGUGCCGGCGGCGGCGGUGGUGGUGGUGGUGGCGGUGGUGCAGCGAAAGGCAGGGACUCGAAGCUGUGAUGUGAUGGUUGAUGUCUGUGUAUCUACUCC